This is a messenger RNA of Synchiropus splendidus (mandarinfish), 2305 nucleotides long. It is a transcript of the gene foxg1a, whose product is annotated as forkhead box G1a. Gene Ontology annotation, molecular function: DNA-binding transcription factor activity; sequence-specific double-stranded DNA binding. Gene Ontology annotation, biological process: regulation of transcription by RNA polymerase II. The record is from RefSeq and is a predicted model, not a curated record. NCBI's taxonomy places the organism in Eukaryota, Metazoa, Chordata, Actinopteri, Syngnathiformes, Callionymidae. Gene Ontology annotation, cellular component: nucleus. Bases 250 to 1494 code for a protein of 414 amino acids. The transcript has a single exon.
UCGGUUCGCUAAUUAAUUGCUGCUAUCUGUCUCCUAUCGAUGUGUGUGUGCGUGUGUGUUGUGUGUGAGUGUGUGUUUCCUCUUUUCUCCCCAAACCGAACAUGAACUAGUUUGUUGGGCCAUACUUUCUUUCUUCCCGUCUGUCCCCCCUUCCUUCCUUCCUUCCUUCCUUCCUCCCCGUCCUGGUUCGCUCCGGCAGAGUUCGGACAGACCGAGACCCAGCUGAGUUCGGCCCGUCGCAGCUCGGUGAUGUUGGACAUGGGAGAGCGGAAAGAGGUGAAAAUGAUCCCCAAAUCCUCCUUCACCAUCCACAGCCUGGUUCCGGAGGCCGUGCAGAGCGACAACCAGAACCACCCGCGGCAGAGCCACGUCCAGCCGCGAGCCGCGGGCGCGGAGGACGCCGAGCCCAAGGUCCCGGCCGCGCUGGCGGAACCCAAGAGCGAGGAGAUCAGCCCGGAGGAGAAGAGCGACGAGAAGAAGGAGGGCAAGGACCCGGACGCCACCGGCGGCAAGGACGACAAGAAGAGCGGCAAGUUCGAGAAGCCGCCGUUCAGCUACAACGCGCUGAUCAUGAUGGCGAUCCGGCAGAGCCCCGAGAAGCGGCUGACGCUGAACGGCAUCUACGAGUUCAUCAUGAAGAACUUCCCCUACUACCGCGAGAACAAGCAGGGCUGGCAGAACUCCAUCCGCCACAACCUCAGCCUCAACAAGUGCUUCGUCAAGGUGCCGCGCCACUACGACGACCCGGGCAAGGGCAACUACUGGAUGCUGGACCCCAGCAGCGACGACGUCUUCAUCGGCGGCACCACGGGCAAGCUGCGCCGGCGCUCCACCACCUCCCGGGCCAAGCUCGCCUUCAAGCGGGGCGCGCGGCUCACCUCCGGACUCACCUUCAUGGACCGGGCCGGCUCCCUCUACUGGCCCAUGUCGCCCUUCCUGUCGCUGCAUCACCCGCGCGCCGGCGCCGCCGUGGGCUACAACGGAGCCUCCGCGGGUUACCCGGGCCACCCCAUGUCCUACGGCACCAUGCUGAGCCAGAACAUGGGCUCCAACCACUCGUCCUUCCCGACCUCCAACGGCCUCAGCAUGGAGCGGCUGGUCGGCUCGGACCUCCCGUACGCCACGCACCACCUGACGGCGGCGGCCCUGGCGGCCUCCGCGGUGCCUUGCGGCCUCUCGGUGCCGUGCUCCGGCGCCACCUACUCGCUCAACCCGUGCUCCGUCAACCUGCUGGCGGGUCAGACCAGCUACUUUUUCCCGCACGUCCCGCACCCGUCCAUGAGCGCGCCGGGCGCCGGCGGCGGCGGCGGCGGCGGCGCGCUGCAGAGCCGCGCCUCGUCCUCCAGCUCCCCGCAGGCUCCCGUCGCCUGCGACUCCCUGCGGCCGCCGCUCGGCGCCGCGCUGCCCGCCUUCUCCUCGGGACUGUCCGGAGGCCUCAGUGACUACUUCACGCAUCAGAACCAGAGCUCCGGCUCGAACCCGCUGAUACACUAACGCCGGUGCUGCCUGACCCGGUCGGACUGUAGACAUGUGAUAAAGUAGAGCAAGGAGAGUUAAACAAAACAAACAAACAACAACAAAAAAAAAAAAAAACCGAGAGAAGCGCCGUCCAGGUAUUUUUUAAUAUUAUUAUUAUUAUUAUUUCACUGCAGUUUGUUUGUAAAUAGCGCGUCUGUACAGAUGGUUUAUUUCUGUUGUUGUUGUUGUUGCAGGGGCGUGACGUCACUUCGUGUGUAUUUAAAUAGUUUGGUCUGAUUUUGAGAUUAAAAGAGAAAGUGUGUGUGCGUGUGAGUGUGUGUGUGUGUGCAGUAUUAAACUGACUCGAUUUACCUUGAACACACACGUGACGCCAUUUUAUCAUUCAACACGUUCAAUCGACCAAAGACUUUUAGGAGAUUUCAGUAUUCGCAGUGUGAGUGUGUGCGCGCGCCUGCGCUUGUGUGUGUGUGUGUGUGUGUGUGUGUGUGUGAUCGAGAACUGCUGAAAAACGUCCAUGACACAGGCUCGGCAGUUCUCCGUCGUCGCUGUCGCUCUGGAAUGUUCUGGAGGUUUCUGCCUUAAAGUCGCUAAAAAGAGAAACUUCGCCUCGUUGUUGUUGUUGGGGUUUUUUUUUUCCUUCAGUUGUUUGUAAACAAAGCUGCGUCACACCUGCUGUUGUUUUGAUUUGUAGGCCUGUUUGUUUUAGAAUGUAAAGCUCCUGAAUGUGUCCGUCGUCGAGCUCGUGACUCUCGUGCUUCUGUUCUCGUGCUCAAAGUUUAAAAGAGAAAGUGUUUUAAUGACAAAAUAAAAGAGUAGGCUACCUUUA